AUGGUCGAUUCGCCACAGGCACAUUAUCAUGCACUCCAAGAUUUGACGAUGGGUCAUCCGAUGAUGCCGGCUGCUGUUGCACAUCGCAUUUCUUCGACACAUUUUGCCGGCUCGGACAACUACAUUGCACCGCAAAUGACUCAGUCCGCUCAUGAUGGCCGAGCGCAGCGAGCAGCAAAUUCGGACUUGGUCCCGGCUUAUGCUGUUGUACCGUCGAGCAGUGAUGCCUGUAAGUAUAGUGUCCCCCGCUUUCUUGUCUUCCUUUAUUACGAUGUGCAAGCUUCAGGUAAUGGAACUCUGUCUCGCAGUUAUCAUCAGUCAUCAGUUAGCCUUGAAGGGCGGCAAAGGACACCUCAGGUGGUGUACACUACAGCUGGCAGGCAUCAGGCAGCGAAAAUCGAUUUUUCGGACCAUGGUUCAGCGUACAGUUCUUCUCAGGCUCUUCACACACCAACACCUCCACCUCCUCAACUCCCUCAUCAAGGGCCACCAAUUGCCCCACCGCCUCAGCUGCCCAUUAGUGAUGGUUACAGGACUCUUCGUGGUAGCUCGGUCAGCGCAAACCCACUGAAAUCGUUCACACAGCUUGCUGGUGCUCCUCCGCCGCUCACCCCUUCACAAUGUAAGAGUUUCUUAUCGAGGAUAUAG
Molecule: messenger RNA, 648 nt
Organism: Gongylonema pulchrum
Lineage: Eukaryota; Metazoa; Nematoda; Chromadorea; Rhabditida; Gongylonematidae
Source: the annotation of a GenBank genome assembly